AUGGCCUGGCCAGCGGCGCUGGCGCGGCUUCGUGAGCUUCGAAGUGAGGAUGUGCAAGGGAGCAUCUUUUCCUACGGCGCGGCGAUUACGAGCUGCCGGAGCUCCUGGCGAUGGGCCGCCGAGUUGCUGCGUUCGCUGGAGCUGCGCCGCGUCCGGCCCUCGGUGGUGGCGGUGAAUAGCGCCUGCAGCGCCUGCGUCCCAAGCGCCUGGCCCGUGGCCUGGGACCUGCUAGGACAGCUACGGCGCAGACAAAUGGCCCCCAGCGCGCAGUCGGUGGCGCCGAGCUUGCGCUGGCCCAGCGCGGCAGCGCUUUUGAAGGAGCUGCGAUCUUGGGCACUGCGAGGCACCUCCAUCCUCUACAACUCUGCCUCUGCGCGGUGGCGGUCUGCGCUGGAGCUCUUGGAGACAAUGCAGCAGCAGGCAGUUCCUCCCACCAGCGUGACAUACAACGCUUGCAUGGCCAUGGACAACAAGGGCUGGGCGCGCGCCUUUCAGCAUUUCAAGUCCAUGAAACUCACUGCACUCCAGCACACCGUGGUCUCUUACAGCACGGCCAUUGGUUUGUGUGCCAGUCGCUCAUGGCGCCUUGCGAGCAGCGUGCUGAAAGAUCUGACGCACACGGCCUUGCAGCCCAAUGUGGUCACCUACACCUCGGCGGUCGAUGCAUGUGAAGCGAACUGGCGGCGGGCCACCGAGAUUUGCCGAGAUGCCAGGCGUCAGCUGGUGAAGCUGAACCUUUUCACCUACAACGCCCUCAUCUCCUGCGGCUUUCCUCAGUGGCAGUGGGCGAGCUCCUGGCUGAGUCAGCUGCUGGACAGGACUGUACGUCCGGACGUGGUCUCCCGCAAUGCUGCCAUCAGCGCCUGUGGCGGGGGUGCUUGGCAAAACGCCUUGAGCAUCUUGGGAGAUGCCGACAUCAUCGGCUUCAAUGCUGCCAUCAGCGCCUGUGAAAAGAACCAACGCUGGAGGGAGGCGGUGGCUCUUCUCGCAGAGGCUCUUGAGUUGCGCCUCCGAUGCAGCGUCGUCACCUUCAACGCGGCCAUCAGCGCCUGCGAGAAGACGUGCCAGCGCCAAGCCGCGCUGCGGCUGCUGCGCCAGCUGAAGCGCAGCGGCCUCGAAUUGGAACUCACCUCCUACAACGCCGCCAUCAGCGCCUGCGAAAACUCCUGGCCUGAGGCACUAUCUCUUCUUGCAGAACUUCAUAUUGUAACCCUGCAGGCCGACGUGGUCUCCCUCACCGCGGCCUGCCGCGCUGGUCUCGGCUGGCGCAGAAGCGCAGCGCUGACGCAAGCGGGCAAUGCCGCGACCUUCGCCGCGGCGGCGCCGCGCUCGGUGGCUUCCUGUGAAGGCUGCUUCCAGUGGCUGACUGCCCAGUUGCUGCUUUCGAACUUCCGGCGAUUCGCCUGGCAGUGGUGGUUGCCCGAGAGCGCCAAAAAGGGCAGCUGGGUUUGGCCUUUGCAGCGCCUGGCGAAGGAAUUGCAGCGCGUGAAGGUGCUGCUCACUUCGCUCAGCGCCAGUGCCAGCACGGAGCUGCUGGAGGCCCUGUGCCAGAAGCCGGGGCAGUACAUGGAGCUGGUAUCGCAUCUGGAGACCCAACAGCUGGCAGUGAAGCUGCGCUACAUCCCAGAUCUCCGGAUGCCGGUGGUGGACAGCCUCGCACCUGCUUGGGCUUUCCGGCUGCUGAUCGCCCACGCUGAGGUCAUGCCAGUGCUUCCGCCAGAUGCUGCUGUGGUGCUGUCGUACAACCUCCAGUGCAGAGAGGGUGUGGAGGAGGCCGCUCGCAGCUGCGACGUCGCGGAGUUUCUGCGAGCUCCGCGGCUGGCUCGAGAGAGGUGGCGGCGGCGCAUCCUGCGGCAGCUUUUCUCGUACAAGGCGGACAUCCUUUGUCUUCAGCACGUCCAGGCUGAUCCGAGCUUGCCGUGCUCCAGCAUUCAGCCUGCGACAGAAGGCCCGAAAGGCAGCCUGGAGCUCCAGAGGCUGCCGCCGGGAUCUUUGCUCAGCGCACUCACCGCCAGACUCACUGAGGAGGACUUUGACUGGUGUGUGGCUCCUGCGGCGACGCCCGGAUGGUGCAAUGCGAUCGCUUGGAAGCGCUCGCGGUGGUGCCUUCGCUCCUGGGGAUGCGUGGGCGGUUGCAUCACCAGCGCCUUCUCCCCGAUCAUGGACGAUGCUCCAAACUCGCUGUUGACCGUGGCCAACAUCGGCGCAGAAAGUGGCAAGGACUUUGCAGAAAGCCUCAGCGCAUUGAAGGCAUGUCCAAUGGUGCUGUGUGGGGCAACAGGCGCUGACAUCUCCUCACCCAGCUGGGGCUUGGGUGGGAAGCUGCGCAGCGCUCACAAGGAGAUCUUGGGCUCCGAGCUGCCGUGGACGGAGGUGAAUGAGCACGAGCUCAGGUGCUCUGAUGGCAUGUGGAUCGCCAAGGAUGUGGCGGCGUUGGCAGUGCUGGAUGGCCACAGCAAGCCGCCGUGGGAUGCGGAGGGCCGCAUUCGGCGCUGCACCUGGCCGACCGACCACCUUCUGACCUUGGCAGUACUGCAGCGACGGCAGGAAGACUUAUUUGAACUGGCCAACUUGUGCAUGCAGUAG
Effrenium voratum is the source of this 2586-nucleotide messenger RNA. Lineage: Eukaryota; Dinophyceae; Suessiales; Symbiodiniaceae. The record is from the annotation of a GenBank genome assembly.